AUGCCUUUCCGCUGCCGCAGCCAGCUGUCGCGGCAGCAGCAUGAACGUGUGGGGCUCAACGUGGUCAUGAUGCAACCCAACUGGCGCAUGAACCCCAGACACAAGGUCAUUCUGAACGCGACGGCCGUCACCUGCGUCGUCGCCCUUGUGCUUCACUUGGGAGCGACGAUGUGGAUUCGCCUCAUUGACCGCGGCGUUUUCCGUGCAAGCUCGCAGCGGACGCCUCACGCGAAGCAUGCGGAUCUACCGUUUUUUUCCGGAUGCGCCGAAGUGGCAUGCCACAAGUACAUGGCUGCCAUCGAGCUCUCGAUCAACCGAUCUCAAGACCCGUGCCAAAAUCUCUACCGCUUCGUCUGCGAUGGAUGGAAGCACCCACAUCAUCUACUUUCUGGCGUGGACGCUGCGGAAGCUGAGAUGUAUGGUCGCGCCCUCAGAGCCAUCGAGUGGAGCUAUGAAGACAUUGGCGGCCAUCAUCCUUCAAAGCAGUCUGCGUCAGGCGUAGCGAAGAAGGUGGCUGGCCUUGCGAAGUCAUGCAUGGAGCUAUCACAGAGCAGCUUGUCUGACCUGAAACGGUUCAUGGUCGAGCGCCAUCUCCCAUGGCCAAAUACAUCUCGCUGGGAUCUUUUAGAGAUAUUGCUGGACCUGUCAGGCAACUGGAACGUCCACCUAUGGUUCCACGUGAGCUUCGAGCUGGCUCCCUUUCGCGGUGGCACAGGGGAGCCCCUACUCAGAAUUGGUCAGAGCGCUGCCUUCCAUGCCUGGAUCGCGACCAUACGUAUGUUCGCCGGCCAGCGGGCGGGCACGGCAGCUUCCUUGGGGUACAGGAGGUACGUGCGAGCCAUGUUGGACAUAUUCGGCGCUUCCGAAGCAGUCCGAGAAGAAGUCGCCGCCAAGAUCGAGGCGAUGGACCGGCUCACGCUGGAAGUGCUGGGUCCUGCCAUGGCCGAACCAGACUCGAGAAUCCUCCGGACCUCUAUAGGCAACCUCACUGGCACGGCGACUCCCGGCAUUGCUGCUGGUCGGCUGUUGCUUCUAUUGAACGAGUACUUCAUCUGGGCACGCCGCUUCACAGCACAGGACAUCGUGCAAGUGGAAAAUGUCGGCCUGCUCCGGUCCGUCGUCUACCUCCUGGGACUCAAAUCGCACGUGCGAGAGGCACUCACGCUCAGCUUAGGCCUUCGCGUUGCUUACGAGCUGGGCUGGAUGGCGAGCCGAGAGAUUGCGGAUGUGACGCUGGAGCUUUCCGCCCUGCCUCCGUCGGCACACUGGCAUCGUUGCCUGAUGCAGGUAGAAAGCACUGUAGGCACUGAAUGGCUGACUUUGUUUCCGAAGCGUCGUGGAGCGGAGGAUGUCACUCGCAAUGUACAGGACAUCCUCGUUGACGUCCUGGCUCGUCACAAGAACACCUCACUCCAGCUUCAGGCCCCGAGUGCUGCUUUUCUACGAAACAACGAGAGCUUCCUAGACAGCAUGCUGCCAGAGCCAAGGCACGGAGCUCGCUUCUUCGUCGACUGGUUGAAGCUGAUGAGCGGGCGUUGGCGACUCCUGGAACAAGACAUGACCAACGUUCUUAAGCCAGGUUCCUUUCUUAGCCACCGAUGGAGCUUCCACGGCGCCAUCACUGUCGCCGAAGAUUUCUUCGUGUUCCCACUGUUCCACCCAGACUUUCCAGCAGCCGUAAACUACGGCGGUGCCGGACGCCUCAUUGCUGACGAGGUGCUCAGGGGACUCUACUCCUAUAACCUGUUCCACAAUAACCCCUUCGGCAGCCAUGAAAGUCGCAAGCGUUACGUUCAGCAGACCAACAGCAGUUCCAGUUCGGUAGUUGACGGGUCGCCGUAUCUUGUGGACUCGAAGGCCCUGCUAGCCAGUCUGGCUGCCUACAGGCUUAGCGCUGCCCGACACCCAAGCAGCGCAUACUCGACUGCGUCGAGCCUUGCGCAAGACAGACUUUUUUUCGUGGCUUCAUGCUACGCACUCUGCUCCAGCGGCAACUACGUGGACGUGUUAUACGGAGACCCGAGCCAUCGCUGCAACGAGCCCGUCAAAGCCUUGCCCGAGUUCGCCGCAGCGUUCCACUGUGUAAACACGCAUGCGGUGCAAUAG
Rhipicephalus sanguineus (brown dog tick) is the source of this 2106-nucleotide messenger RNA. RefSeq lists its product as uncharacterized. The transcript has 2 exons. The coding region runs from base 1 to 2106 and encodes 701 amino acids. The record is from RefSeq and is a predicted model, not a curated record. Gene Ontology annotation, cellular component: plasma membrane. NCBI's taxonomy places the organism in Eukaryota, Metazoa, Arthropoda, Arachnida, Ixodida, Ixodidae. Gene Ontology annotation, biological process: protein processing. Gene Ontology annotation, molecular function: metalloendopeptidase activity.